Molecule: messenger RNA, 1045 nt
Organism: Dichomitus squalens LYAD-421 SS1
Lineage: Eukaryota; Fungi; Basidiomycota; Agaricomycetes; Polyporales; Polyporaceae
Product: eukaryotic translation initiation factor 4E class II
Exons: 5
Coding region: 1-873 (290 amino acids)
Biological process (GO): translational initiation
Cellular component (GO): eukaryotic translation initiation factor 4F complex
Molecular function (GO): translation initiation factor activity; RNA 7-methylguanosine cap binding
Source: RefSeq, a predicted model, not a curated record
AUGGCCGGCUACUUCUCCAACCACUCCCAGUCCCGCUUCCUCGCCAACUCGAACACAAAUUCACAGACGACAACGGCCACGACGGCGCAGGCCACCGCCGCGACCAAUACUCCUGGCGCGGCUCGCCCGCGCGUGCCCUCUUCUAAGCACUUCUCAACCUUCGUUUCCACUUCGUCUGGAGACGAGAAGGUGCAAGGAAAGGAUAAAUCCACCGGCAACGGUACCUCCAAUGGCACCGCAUCCGUGCACCCCCUGCGAAAUACUUGGGUGUUCUGGUUUCGCCAGCAGCGCGCCCCAGGGAACAAAAUCACAAACUAUGAAGAGGGCAUCAAGAAGAUUUCCGCGUUCAGCUCUGUGGAGUCUUUCUGGUCCCUCUGGACACAUGUCCACCCACCAUCUUCGCUCCUCCCCACCACCGACUACCUCCUCUUCCACUCAGGCGUGCGCAGACCUGUUUGGGAGGACCCACUGAACCUCUCUGGCGGGAAGUGGAUCAUCCGCCUCCGGAAGGGUGUCGCCGACCGCCUCUGGGAAGACCUCAUCCUCGCAGUGAUUGGGGACCAGUUUGACGGCGUCGUGGAUUCUGCAGAGGCGGCCGGCUCGCACACGGACGCAAACACGGAGGGUGUGCCUCCGGGCGAGUGGCCCGAGAUCUGCGGGUGUACAAUUAGCGUGCGGCAAAACGAGGAUAUCAUAUCCUUGUGGAACCGACACGACUCGAAUGCUAAGUCGAAGGAGAAAAUCAAGGAGACGAUACGGAGAGUGCUCAACCUCCCUCCGUCGACAAUCAUGGAGUACAAAUCCAACAACGACUCGAUGCAGGACAAGUCCAGCUUCCGAGUCAACCCAUCAGACCGCACACCGCUGUCAUGACCCGACGUGAGGUUUUGCGUGCUCUCGCUACGAACAGUCUUCUCGGCUAGGCCUCUCUGCCUCAUGGCCCUGAUCGCUUCCGUCAUAUCGGCGACGCGACAUAUCUUGUAGCUCUAUCAUUCUAUAUCUGGAAAUCUGGUAAUACAUACCACUUGGGUCCGGUGCUGGUUUG